Molecule: messenger RNA, 560 nt
Organism: Paraphaeosphaeria sporulosa
Lineage: Eukaryota; Fungi; Ascomycota; Dothideomycetes; Pleosporales; Didymosphaeriaceae
Exons: 2
Coding region: 93-551 (152 amino acids)
Source: RefSeq, a predicted model, not a curated record
AUUAUCUCUCCAUUUCCGACAAGAUAAUCAACUGACUAGAAGAACAUCGCAAUAUUGCCCUCGAGCACAUCACCGUUCUACAUAUCGGAAAAAUGAGUGUGUCGAACAGCGACAAUCUCUUAACGGAGCAAGACCAAUCACUCAUCAGAGCUGGCAUCGACUUCCUGAAAGAGUACUUUGCGGACCAAGGGGAAGGAGCGAAGGAAGUAGGCAAGACGAAAAAAGAGCAGGUGAACCAGACCAAGCGCACAAACCCCGACAAUGCAGCGACUCGGUCUGCACAAGAUUCACCUCGUCUCUCAAAAACGGCCAUCGGACGCCGUAUAUUCGAAUUGCAGGACCUACCUCAGCUGUGCGUGAUCACCGUGGAAGUGCACCAGGUAGCCGGUAAAGAUGGUACUGGGGAAGUUGAACCUGGUUGGAAUCGCGUCUACAACACAUCUUUGAAAGAGAAAGCGAUAGGAGAGUUGCUCAGGAACGACUUCCCUAGGAUCUACCACACGGCCAUUGUUAUUAUCCAGCAGCACCAAAAACCUGUCGGCGAAGUUUGAACCAAAAAU